AUGAUCUCCAAUCUCGACAUCCCGGACCUGCGUGUCUUCUGUGCCGUCGACCAGAAACUCGCCGCUCUGAACCGCGAACUACGCUUCAUAGCCCGUACACUCGCGCGACUACGACAUCGUCACCAUGCCGCUCUUGUCUUCUCGAGCAGUAGCAGUAGCAGUAGCAACAGCAAGCAAUCAAACUCGAUAUACACCGUCACGGAACUCCAGCAGAAUCUUCAGAAGCAUUCCGUGGAAAUGCUGAAACGACUAUUCAUCACUCCUAAAAAGGAAAGGCAAGACGAUAUUGAAAGUGCGCCUACGACGCCGGUUGAUGAGAAUCCACCGCCAUGUCUUUCGCCACCUGACUCCAGGCCCGCUUCAACGGCGAGGAGAUCCGUUACAGAGCGACCGCAGAGUCUGCAACUACUGGCCGGUCUAUCGAGGACGUAUCCAGCAAGUGCACCCUCGUCACGCCCGACUUCCUAUCACGAGUAUACCUCGCCACCACGACCAGCCUCAUAUGCCGCACCCAGCCAAACAGACACAAUAACCCUCCUCGUCGACCAAACCUCCCAAGCAAUCUUCACCCUCCCCCGCCACCACCUCCCCACCAUCUCCGCCAAAUUCGCCCCCAAACCCAUCACCAUCUUCCCCAACCGCGGCUCCGACGACCCAAUAACAAUAACAGCCAUCCAUCUCCCCGGCAUCACCACCGCAGACCUAACCGAUUUCCUCCACUGGACCCGCACAGGCCACAUCCUCCCCUUUUCCCAAAAACCCUCCGAUCCAGAAUGGCAUCUCGAGUCCCUCGCUCGCCGCCUCAUCGCCGCCCUCGCCCUCGGCAUCACACUUUCAAGUAUCCCCUACCAAGCCGCCUUUUUGCGGGAAUUUCACGCACUAGGCCCUUCAUUGCCGUGGCCAGAGGAUUUCGUCAAUAUUCUUUUUGCCGCGACGAAGUUGGCCGGAUGCGGAGAUCAUCCGGCGGAGGGGUUGAUGGUUGGGUUGGUCAAGGCGAAGACGAUGGGGGGGAACGGGAGGAAGGUUAGGGCGGGCCCGCGGGACAGAAAUUGUGAGCGGGGGGAUCGGAUCAGGUGUUCGAGGUUUUGGGGGUUGUUUGAUGAGGGGGUUCUUGGUGAGGGGGAUGGUGGGGAGGGAGGGUCCUUGGGGGAUGUGGAGGAGUAUGUAAGUAGAUUAUGA
This is a messenger RNA of Recurvomyces mirabilis, 1179 nucleotides long. RefSeq lists its product as uncharacterized. The transcript is spliced from 2 exons. NCBI's taxonomy places the organism in Eukaryota, Fungi, Ascomycota, Dothideomycetes, Mycosphaerellales, Teratosphaeriaceae. The record is from RefSeq and is a predicted model, not a curated record. The coding region runs from base 1 to 1179 and encodes 392 amino acids.